AUGAUAGGAACUGCAACGUACGUUAGCAAGAUUGAUCUCCUAAGAGGAUACUACCAAGUUACUCUCACCCACAACGCUCAAGGCAUCUUGGUGGUCGUCACCUUCCAGCGUAUGCUGAACAAGAUCACUAGAAACAUGGAAGAAACCAAGGCCCAUUUGGAGGACAUCAUCGAGUUGGCUGAUACCUUGGAAGAACACCUGCGACGUCUACAGCAUCUCUUCCAACAACUGCAGCCAACAGGACUCGUCAUCAACCAGGCCAAAUGUGACUUUGCCCGAGGUACAGUUACAUACCUAGGACACAUAGUUGGGCAAGGCAAGACGGCUCCUCGCACCCCUAAAUUGGAUGUCACCUUAAAUGUUUCUUCUCCACUAGACAAACGAAGCCUCCGACGAUUCUUAGGAAUGGCGUGUUUUUAA
Molecule: messenger RNA, 420 nt
Organism: Homarus americanus (American lobster)
Lineage: Eukaryota; Metazoa; Arthropoda; Malacostraca; Decapoda; Nephropidae
Exons: 1
Coding region: 1-420 (139 amino acids)
Source: RefSeq, a predicted model, not a curated record